This is a messenger RNA of Hordeum vulgare subsp. vulgare (domesticated barley), 774 nucleotides long. RefSeq lists its product as uncharacterized. NCBI's taxonomy places the organism in Eukaryota, Viridiplantae, Streptophyta, Magnoliopsida, Poales, Poaceae. Bases 104 to 586 code for a protein of 160 amino acids. The record is from RefSeq and is a predicted model, not a curated record. The transcript has 2 exons.
ACAUCCACGACUGCAGCUACGCACGCACGCACGUCUCUGUCUCUCCUCUCUCCUUUAACUCCCAACUCGCUCCCGAUCCCAUCUUCCUCCGCCGGUGCCGCGGAUGACGAGGGCGGCGGCCACGGCGAAGAAGGUCGGCAUCGCCAUCGACUGGAUGGCAGCGUUCGCCUCCUACUGCGACGGUGACGCUGACGUCUGCUUCCUCUCCUCCCCCUCGGCGCCCGGGAAGGGGAAUGCGUCCGCCCGCUCCUCCCCCGGCUUCGGCCGCGGCGAGGGACCCGUCUCCCCUCGCCCGGUGGCGGCGGCCAGGCGGAAGGGGGGGUCGGUGAGGAGGCAGACGGGCUGUGCUCGCGGGGGAGGAAGGAUGUCGUCUCCAUCUGGCCGCCGUCGGCCAUGCUCGCGCGGGAGGAGAGAGGACGCCUCCAUCUGGCCGCCGCUGGCCGUGCUCGCGGGGGAGGAUGGAUGUCGUCUCCAUCUGGCCGUCGUCGGACGCGUCCACGCGGAUGAUCUAUCACCAUCCCCUCUCGUUUCCCCGCGCUGCACAAGAUCGGCCAUGGAGCGGGCAUGCGGCGCUGCGCUCGGGUGACGCAUCUGGAAAAUGCGGCGAGGCAGGAGGCGGGAGCGGAGACGAAGGAGAAGAAAAUGGAGAGGUGUGGAGGAGAGGCGGACGAGCGGGAAAAGCCGGGGCGUCGCCCAUGACGCAGGCGAAACCAGCGCCGAUCUUGCAAGGGCUUGCGGUGGCGCGGUCUGCGAGGACAUGAGGGAUCUCGCCGG